Messenger RNA from Magallana angulata, 791 nucleotides. Its product is annotated as superoxide dismutase [Cu-Zn]-like. The coding region runs from base 112 to 690 and encodes 192 amino acids. NCBI's taxonomy places the organism in Eukaryota, Metazoa, Mollusca, Bivalvia, Ostreida, Ostreidae. The record is from RefSeq and is a predicted model, not a curated record. The transcript has 6 exons. Gene Ontology annotation, molecular function: superoxide dismutase activity; copper ion binding. Gene Ontology annotation, biological process: removal of superoxide radicals.
UUGAUUUUCGCAUGAUUUCAAGAGUUCUACUUGAGGGAAAUAUAUUUAAGGCAGCGGUAUCUUGUUCAUUUCGCUCCCUGUCUGCUCAGGUAUAAUCAAGUCAUUGUUAAGAUGAAUUCCUUGGCGGUUCUUUUCUUGGCAGUUCUUGCUGGGUUUGUGAGUGCCACUGCUAGAAAUGAAGCCAAUGUGAACAUUUAUCUUCACCUUGCUGAUGAUGACGAUCCCAACUACGAAAACUCCAUGCAUUAUGCUCAAUGCGAAAUGGAACCAAACGCCUUCAUGCCAGGCAACCUCCACCAUAGGGUCCAUGGAAGCAUUGAAAUGCAUCAACGGGGAGACGGACCUUUGGAAAUGAACUUCCAUCUGACCGGUUUCAACGUCAGUGAAGACUUUGCUGAUCACAACCACGGACUUCAGAUCCACGAGUACGGAGAUUUGGAACAUGGCUGUGACACCAUUGGAGAACUGUACCAUAAUGAACAUGCCCCCAACCACGAUAACCCCGGUGACCUCGGGGAUCUCCAUGACGACGACCACGGAAAUGUGAAUGCUACCAGGAUUUUCGAUUGGCUCACCAUCGGACAUACAGACGGCAUUCUUGGCCGAUCAUUGGCUAUUCUCCAGGGAGACCACACCUCUCAUACCGCUGUCAUCGCUUGUUGCGUCAUUGGUCGCUCUCACGCCCACUAAACUUGUGCUUGUAGAGAGUUUUGCUCAAUGGACUUCGACACUGAUAAUGCGCGCGCAAUUCUGUAAAAUUGUUUCAAUUAAAUAAAUAUUAGAAAUAUCAA